UUGAGUGUCCCGGCCCCAAGAGGAAGGCCAGCUCUCAGGAGCCACCUCUGCAGCUUGGGGGACGCCAGGUGGCCCUCGAAAGGCUUGCGAGCCCUGGAGCUGUCCCGUGACCCGGCGCCCCCUCCACUGGGUACGUGGCUCUGUUUCCUCAUCUGUAAACCCCAAAGGUUCAUGGAGAAAAAGUAAAAGACGUGAAAGCGCUCAGCACAGCCCCUGGUAUUUAGUAACUACUCGUGAUUGCUGCUGCCUCACGGCCUCAGCGGCGUGCAGUAAGGGGAGUCACAGUGAGUGAGCUGGGACACGCAGGCAGCCAGGAAAGGAGCACGUGGGGAGGCCUGAGUCCUGGCUGGGUGUAGACAAGGCGGAGUCAACUCACUUCUCUGAAAACUACGAGGUUGGAAUAGACGGUUACCAUGAGGAUAGUCCACUCAGAAGUCGUCAGAGCAUUUGGAGGGUGCAGAGUUCACCAUUGUCUCAAGACUGCCUGGUCCACACCUGUGUGAUCUGUGUGUAUGGCUUCCUCACCUGGGACCUGGAGGCUUACACGCUGGGGAGCGGCAGCUGCAAGGGACCCGAGGCAGGAGCCCUUGAGGGGCUCGGAAGACCCGCAUUCCUCCCCCAUUGUGAUGGGCGGGCUCUGACGCUAUGACAACAGGGACCACUCCCGGACUCCUCCUCCUGGUAGAGGCUGAGAAUUAAAGGUCAGGAACAAGGAGGAGUGGCUUCCCAGGUGUAGAAGUCAUGAGGCGAUGGAGGGAUAAGAGAGCCAACCUCAGCCCCCUUCAGCUUCCUGCAGAAAAUGGCCAAAGGGAGACACUUCAACCCACCUUUAGACAAGGAUGGAAGAUGGUUCCCUCACAUUGGACUAAUGCAGAAGACACCAGAAUCCAUCACACGUACGAUGUUAAAAGAGUCCAAUAGUCCACGUUUAUCUCGGCAAGUGGAGGAGAAGCUACCACCGAUCUACAAAGUGCGGGAGAAGCAAGCAGUAAAUAACAACUUCCCCUUCUCUGUACACGACAGUCGUCACAGCCUUCAGAACUCUGGAUUCUACCUUGACUCUGGCCUGGGACGUAAGAAGAUCUCCCCAGAAAAAAGGCAACACAUUUCAAGAAAUUUCAAUCUUUGGGCAUGUGACUAUGUUCCAUCUUGUCUCGAUGGCUUUUCAAAUAACCAAAUAUCAUAUGUCUGUCAGGAAGCUGUGGUGGUCCCAAUUUUCAGACGCUUUCCAAGACAUUAUAAUGAGUUACGGAACACUUUUAAAUUUAUUCCCCAGCAAAGCUAUACAGAGGAUUUGAAAAAGAAUCCAAAAGUAAGGUUCAUGAUUGACAAAAAGGCCGGUUCUCCACUGGAGCCCUAACCCUUCCAGAAGAUUCUUGAUGAGGUUUGCAAUAUUGUUAUUUCAUCGCACAUUCUAAAAGUAUGUAUUUUCUGAUCCAGCACUGAGGUUUGACAUAAGAUUUGUUUAGGAUUAGGGAAUAUAGACUGUAUGUGCCUCAAUGCUGAUGUGAAGUUUUCUUGCAGUGAUAACAUAAAGAAACAUAAAGUCCUUAUAUAGAGAAACCAGAAAGGCAACAGGUUGCCACUCCCCCACCUUUAAAGUAUUUUUAUGGUUUUAAUAAGGUUGAAGAAUAUUCAGGUCCUUAUAAAAUAAAGAUACGUGAUGACAUACACAU
Molecule: messenger RNA, 1676 nt
Organism: Physeter macrocephalus (sperm whale)
Lineage: Eukaryota; Metazoa; Chordata; Mammalia; Artiodactyla; Physeteridae
Gene: TEX36
Product: testis expressed 36
Exons: 4
Coding region: 800-1360 (186 amino acids)
Source: RefSeq, a predicted model, not a curated record